AUGACAACUACUGCGCAACCUCGCCCUUAUCUUACAUCUCUCACCCCCCUUCCAUCUGCUCUUCAUCCGCAUUGUUUAGCGCGGGAUCAUCUUCAAUUUGGGUACCCAUCGCUUCUCAGUCACUGCAUGGAUCAUACUGGGUGCCUUGUGCCUUUAACGGACAGCGACAUAGAUCGCAUUUUGGUAGUCAUCACUCACUCUCACGCACCCAACACUCAUGAAUGCUAUGGAUCGGGGUUGCUCGUCUUCCAUGUGUUUUGCAAUUUGCGCAACAUUCCAGAGAGUCAAAGAUGCCUGGCGUCUUCUAUCCUAGUGCUAAGUUUUUUGGCCGUGUGCACUGGUAUGCACUCAGGAAAGACUUUAGAGAGUUAUUUCUACAGCAUUCGAGCCUGGCAUUUGCUACACAGCUUGCCUUGGUCCAUUGACCAAGCCCAAGCAUCUUUAACACUAGAAGGUGCUAAAUCCCUUGCACCUCUGUCCUCAUCCCACACCAAACACACGCCCUUCACUGUCGCAUUGUUGCUAGCACUAUGCUCUAACUUAGACCUUUCAAUGCCUCUACACGCAGCAGUGUAUGCAUGCUUGACAACUUCCUUUUUCACUAUUGCACAGACGGGUGAGUUCACUGUACCGUCGUUAAAAGGCUUCGAUCAUCAAAAGCACAUCACUGUCGGUGACAUUCAUCACAACGUAGAUCGUCAUGGCUUCAAUGUCACAGUCUUUCACUUACUGCGGACUAAGAUGUCCCCCAUUGGAGAAGAUGUGUACUGGGCUACACAAUCUGGUCUUGUUGACCCUCUCGCAGCUCUCACCAAUCACCUUCAUGUCAAUAACCCUUCUACUUCGGACGCGCUCUUCAGCUGGAGACAUGUCUUGGGUCUGCGCGUUCUCACUCGCAGCACGUUUCUCAAGUGUUUAAAGGAGGCGAUACUCACUUGGGACAGGGGGAUUUAA
Molecule: messenger RNA, 954 nt
Organism: Suillus fuscotomentosus
Lineage: Eukaryota; Fungi; Basidiomycota; Agaricomycetes; Boletales; Suillaceae
Exons: 1
Coding region: 1-954 (317 amino acids)
Source: RefSeq, a predicted model, not a curated record